Molecule: messenger RNA, 1137 nt
Organism: Postia placenta MAD-698-R-SB12
Lineage: Eukaryota; Fungi; Basidiomycota; Agaricomycetes; Polyporales; Adustoporiaceae
Exons: 8
Coding region: 1-1137 (378 amino acids)
Molecular function (GO): nucleotide binding
Source: RefSeq, a predicted model, not a curated record
AUGUUGUCCUUCAUCAGCCGCAUUCGAAAGACCACCAAUCCGCCCACCGUAAAGAAGACGGAGAACCCUCUGCGCGUUGGGCUGCUGGGCGCGUCGCGCAUCGCCCCGGAUGCUAUCAUAAAGCCUGCCAGAUGCCAUGAAGACGUGCUAGUAACAGUGGUGGCUGCUCGCAACAAGAGUCGUGCGGAAGAGUACGCUCAUAAGUGGAGCAUCCCCAAAUUCUACGGUGGAGAAAGUGGGUACCAAGAUCUGCUUGACGACGCGGAGCUUGACGUUGUCUAUAUCGGUCUGCCGAAUGCUCUCCACUACGAGUGGACAAUGAAAGCCCUUAAUGCCGGAAAGCAUGUUAUGUGCGACAAGCCUAUCGCAGACAACGAGGAAGAGACGCGAAGGAUGUUCUCUCUGGCGGAGGAAAAGGGGUUGGUGCUUUUAGAGACCUGGCAACCUCAAUUCCAUCCUGCUAUUAAGAAGAUGAAGGAUAUCAUUGAUGAAGGAUCUCUAGGGGAGAUCACAAAGAUGUACGCUCAUUUUGGUCUCUGGGGAAAUGUAAUGUUCAAGAAGGACGACAUCCGAUACGACUACAAACUGGGAGGUGGUGCCUUAAUGGAUCUCGGUCCGUACCCGAUCAACUACAUGCGUUUCCUAUCCGCUUCAGAACCGACUGUCCAAUCUGCGGAAGCUAUAUGUCGCUCGGAGAACGUCGAUCGCCGCAUGGAAACAGAACUGUUGUUUCGCGAUUCUAUUCCGGCCACUGUGAUUGUCGACUUGUCGUUAGACGGCUGGGGGCCCUUCAAGCUCCUCCCCCAGUGGGUGAAGAUCGCGUUGCGGGUCGAAUGUGAGAAGGGAUCCGUGGAGAUUUGGAACUAUCCCCUGCCCUCCUUAUGGCACUUGAUCACAGUUAGGACCCAGGACGGGAGGCGUUGCGUGGAGAAGGUCUACAAGCCUACGCAGGGCAAGGGGGAAGAAUGGUGGUCCGCGUAUCGCUAUCAACUGGAAUCGUUCGUGGACAAGCUCCGAGGGCGUAGCCCGGACGCGUGGAGGACCGCCGAGGACUCUAUCAAUGAGAUGCGUGUCAUCGAUGCUGUUUAUUCGAAGAGUGGCCUGGCUUUGCGCCCUACCUCCUCUUUUGGAGCCUAA